AUGAGGUGUAAUAUGAAUCUUAACAAGCUACCGCUAGAUUUCGAUGAAGAUUUCUUAGAUGCAUUUGAUGUGGAUUAUGUGACCGGAAAUCCUACUUUUUGCAUUCAAGUGUCUACAUUUGCUGAAAUUCCUCAGCCUGAUGAAGAGCAUGUGAACCAGCAGAUUUCAGAAGAGGUUCCUACUGUCUCUAAGAUUAGACUGUCAUUUGAACAAGCAAGAACAAACACGUCACGCCGGUCUGCAAUCACAAGAGAAAUGCAGAAGGUGCAGUUUGUGUGCAAUAAGGAAGGCUUUGGCUGGAAAAGAAGAGUUGCUCAGCUUGUUGAUGUUGUCACUUGCUACUCUGACAAUGAUGAAGCCGAGGAGGAUAGCACACAAGAGGAAGAGGAUGAGCAAGGGGAGAACAGGAAGAAGUUUGACGAAUGGGCAACUAGCUCAAUAAUGUACAACAUCCAGUAUUUCCAUGUAUACAUAGAAAUCAAAAACUCACAUGAAGCAAAUAUGGCAAUGCUGUAG
Messenger RNA from Miscanthus lutarioriparius, 516 nucleotides. The record is from the annotation of a GenBank genome assembly. Lineage: Eukaryota; Viridiplantae; Streptophyta; Magnoliopsida; Poales; Poaceae.